CACUUUUUUGAUGUUCAAACUUAUUUCAUGUUCAACUUCUGCAGGGAGUCGAGAGGAAGGAGAAUUGCCAGCUGAUGCUGCUUCUCCCGGAGGUAUGGAAAUUGAGGAAACAAGCUUCGUCCAACAAAUGCAUGAUGCUCUGAAGGAAGGAUCGGCUGAUGUUCCACCCACUCCUGACGUUGAUCCAUCAGCUGCGGACACAGUCAAAUUAAAAGAAGCAGGUACCAGUAGUGGAGCUCUCGAAUCAGCCCCGACCAACGAAGGUAAAAUUAAUUGUCUUUUUGAGCAAAUUCGUCUAAAUUUAUGUGUCAUUUACGACUCAACACAUUUUGUAGAUGUCACAAUGCACGAAUCUGUUGGAGGAGAGACCACGCAUACAACAGAGGUCGAGGAAUUCAAUGAACAUCACCUCGAUUUCAAUCUCUCUGAAGGCGACCAUGAGUAUAUCUCCGACUUAUUAUCGGGGAAAACUCCUGGUGCAGCCACGGAAUCCAGUGUUGGAGUCGGUUCAACAGAAGCAGGACCAGUUACUGGAACUGAUACUACUAUCAUCACCGAAACAUCUGAACAACCGGAGGAAUCUCCUCUUAAAGAGUCUCUUAGUUUGGACCCGCCGUCCUCUGAGACUUUAGUUGAAAAAGUCCCUGAUGUAGCGGGUGCAUCAACAGCUACCAUUCCUGAACCAAUCUUGACUGUUCAGGAAUCCAGAUUAUCAUCCUUGAGCGAACCAAGUCAUGCUGAAGGUUCUUCCGUCGAAUUUGGUAUGCUUUAG
Molecule: messenger RNA, 772 nt
Organism: Asparagus officinalis (garden asparagus)
Lineage: Eukaryota; Viridiplantae; Streptophyta; Magnoliopsida; Asparagales; Asparagaceae
Exons: 4
Coding region: 11-772 (253 amino acids)
Source: RefSeq, a predicted model, not a curated record